Owenia fusiformis is the source of this 1834-nucleotide messenger RNA. NCBI's taxonomy places the organism in Eukaryota, Metazoa, Annelida, Polychaeta, Sabellida, Oweniidae. The record is from the annotation of a GenBank genome assembly.
AUGCGAUUUCUUUAUCUUGGUAAAAAUGAGCUUAAACUUUUACCAGUUGAUAUAUUUGAUACAUUGAAAUCACUUUUGAUUCUUAAUCUGAACAGUAAUGAACUGACAAUAUUACCAGAAGGCAUAUUCAGGAACCUAAAAUCACUGCAUCGUCUUGUCCUCCAAAAUAAUAACCUUCACAAAGUACCUGCUGACAUCUGCCAUUACAUGCCAGGUUUGACUGAACUGUACUUGCAUGGAAAUAAUAUAAGUGCAUUGCCACCUGAUUACAUGGAUAAUGUCAAGAAAAUACAUGAAAGUGAUUUCUGCAUGAAUGCAACAACACCAGUUUACACAACAACAAUCACAACAUCAGGCAUAUCAACAAAAAUAUCAGAAGGAUCAACCAAAGAAACACAACAAUCUGACCAAUCAACACAAAGAUAUGACCAAACAACACAAGCAUCUGACAAAACAACCAAACAAUCUGACGAAUCAUCACAAAGAUCUGACCAACCAACAAAAUCAUCUGAUCAAUCAACACAACAAUUUGACCAAUCAACACAAAGAUAUGACCAAACAAAACAAUCAUCUGACCAAACAACCCAACAAUCUGACGAAUCAUCACAAAGAUUUGACCAAACAAAACAAUCAUCUGACCAAACAACACAACAAUCUGACCAAUCAACACAAAGAUCUGACCAACCAACACAAUCAUCUGGCCAAAUAACGCAACAAUCUGACCAAUCAACACAAAGAUCUGACCAACCAACACAAUCAUCUGACCAAAUAACGCAACAAUCUGACCAAUCAACACAAAUAUCUGACCAAACAACACAAGCAUCUGACCAAUCAACGCAACAAUCUGACCAAUCAACACAAAGAUCUGACCAAACAACACAAAUAUCUGACCAACCAACACAAUCAUCUGACCAAAUAACACAACUAUCCCACCAAACAAAAAGAUCUGGAAAAUCAACACAACAAACUAACCAAAGUACACAAAUACCUGAUCCAACAACAAAACAAUCAGAUGAAAUAAUAAAAUCACUUGAACUAAAUGCCUUAUCGGAGCAACAACAUAGAGAUCAUGCCUUAAUUGUAGGUUUGGCUUGUGGAAUGUCAGUUUCAAUCCUACUGGUUAUCAUAUUAGUAUUAUACCUCAUAUACAAAGCAAUAGCUAAACGACAUUCAUCAUUUUUUAUGACAAGCGAGGCGCCAUAUUAUGAAAAGGAAUCAUACAUGUAAAGAGAUAUCGAAAUAUAAAUGACAAAAAAUACAUGGAAUAAUACAUCUAAAUAAGUGGAGUUAAGAAAUAUAUAUUGAUUUGCAUAAACACAGAAACACAAAUAGACAGACAGAAGCGGGACAUUCUUGUUAAGAGUCUGUUGGGAAAAUUUACGCUUAAGAAGACUCAGGACUCAACCAGUUCAUGGCAAAAACAUAUGUACCAAGAAGAUAAAGGACCAAUUGAUCACCUUUUCAAGUGGGAACAAGGGCAUAAUUUUGAAAUUUUCGGAAUAUGCAUUUUUGACUCACAUUUUUUUUAUUUUGGCCCAUGAGCAAAACAUUUGAAGGAUGAAACUGAAAAUUUAGUCUGUACAUUAAGAACAUGAUGGAUUUUGAGAAGUAGAAUAUAAGGGGAUUUUGGAGAUAUUGAGUGUCAAAUUACAGCCCAUUUUUUAUGCCCACCCAAUAUAUAGAAAACAGAACUGUUACAAUAUACUUUGGCAUAUGUAUUGAUAAAGAUAUUUGCUUUAGGAUACUCUAGCAUGUGUAUAUUGAUAAAGAUAAAUGUUUGACUAUACUUUGGCAUGUGUAUAUUGAUAAAGAUAAAUGUUUGACUAUACUUUGG